Molecule: messenger RNA, 2321 nt
Organism: Postia placenta MAD-698-R-SB12
Lineage: Eukaryota; Fungi; Basidiomycota; Agaricomycetes; Polyporales; Adustoporiaceae
Exons: 21
Coding region: 30-2255 (741 amino acids)
Biological process (GO): carbohydrate metabolic process
Source: RefSeq, a predicted model, not a curated record
GGGUCGUGCUCUUGUUACCUUCCAGCGAAAUGCUUCCCUCGCUUCUAUAUUCAUUUAUAUUGUACUUUGGAUUGGUGAGCUGUGGCACUCCUACUCCUCAAUCGAUUCCUCUCGCCGUUCGUUCUCCAUAUUUCUCGGCUUGGCUGCAGGCGCCCGCCAAUUUUGUGCUGAAUAAUACCCUUGGUUGGGCCGGUUUCAUUAAUGUUGAUGGCACUUCGUAUGUCUGGAUGGGUGAGCCUAACGUUCCGAACACUCGGUUCAACAAAACAGUUCAGCAAAGUGUCACGAUUACGGCUACCCAGAGCACAUUCGUUAUGACUGCGGGUCCCGUUGCUCUCACCAUCAUUUUCCUGAGCCCCGUUGAGCCAACAGAUUUAGUGAACCAAUCAUUCCCAUUUGCAUACAUGGCGAUGUCAGCCAAAGCAACUGACGGCAACAGCCACAAGGUUCGGCUAUACAGUGAUAUCAGCGGCGAAUGGCUGUCCGGUAACGACGACAUGAUCAUGAACUGGACAACCUCAACUACGGGCGAUACCAUAAUUCACCAAUCACAGCUAGAGAACCAGACUGCGUUGGUCGAUAUUAACGACCGCAUUCAGCAGGGAUCGUCAUAUUUUGCCUCGUUAAAUGCCUCUGGAGUCACAUGGCAAACUGGCCAGGACAUUGUCGUUCGUGCGCAAUUCAUCAACAACAGCGUUCUUUUGAAUACAGAAGACAACAAGUUCCGCGACAUUAACGAUGAUUGGCCUGUUCUCGCAAUCUCUCAUGAUCUUGGGACCGUCUCGAACACGCCACAAACAGCGGUGAUUGCAAUCGGCCUUGUUCGAGAUCCCGUCAUUGAGUAUGUCACUGCUGGGGGUGGGACUCAAAACCGUAGUCUCUACUUCUGGACACGCUUUUCGUCGAUAGAAGAUGCUAUCACCACUUUCCUGGGAGACUACGACAACGCAUUGGCUAGGGCGACGAAGUUCGACGCACAGGUCGUAACAGACGCGGGGAACGCCAAUCUUCCACCUAACUAUCUUUCACUCGUGGAAUGGUCCAUCAGACAAGCGUUCGGCGGUAUCGAGAUAACUGUUUCGAAGGAUAGUACCGGCGCAUACAAUUCGUCAGACGCUACCGCUUUCUUGAAAGAAAUUUCCAGUUCAGGUAGGACGAGCACCGCUGAUGUCAUAUUCGCCGCAUGGCCUUUGUUCUUGUACACCAAUCCUGCAAUCGGCAAGGCUUUGCUUCUUCCUCUGCUCGAAUACCAGGCAACAGGACAGUAUCCAAACAAGUGGGCAUGCCACGACUUAGGUCCAGCAUAUCCACAGGCUCUUGGCUAUCCCAAGGGGAAUGACCUUUUUGCGCCUGUUGAAGAAAGCGCCGAUAUGUUGAUCAUGACUCUUAGCUAUGCUCAGAAGUCGAAAGACACAUCUCUGAUUAAAACCUACUACAAUCUAUUGCAACAAUGGGCCCAGUAUCUGCAAGAGAACACGCUGACGCCUAGUAGCCAGUACAGCGCUGACGUCUUUGCGGGCAUGCUGCCCAACCAGACUAAUCUCGCGAUGAAGGGUAUCAUCGCCCUUCAGGCGAUGUCAGAAAUGGCCACCAUGAUCAGCGAUUCCUCUCUCAGCUCGACGUACGCUACGACUGCAAAGACGUACGUGGGACAGUGGCAGACGUUAGCCACAGCCGCGGAUGAUCUUCACUUGACAUACACGUAUGGCAACAGCUCUAGCUGGGGGCUUUUGUAUAAUUUGUAUGCGGAUAAACUCUUGCAGACAAAUAUCAUACCAGGCAGUAUUUACGACACACAAUCCUCCUUCUACUCUGAGUCCCAGAAUAACAAUCAGUUUGGAAUUCCGCUCAACACAUGGAACACCUCUGCAUUGACUGGGUGGGAGAUCUGGAUGGCAGCCAUUGUGAACGACUCGUCUCUUCAGGCCAGCCUUAUCAACGACGUAUAUCAGUACCUCACAGAUGGCCGCUCCACCGCUCCAUUCCCAGAUUUGUACGACACCGUAUCCGGAGACACUGCACCUCUGUUCUAUAGGAACCGACCUGUGGUCGGUGGGAAUCUAGCGUUGCUGGUGUUAUCUCAGUCGAGCUCCUCAAAUCCGAACACUAACUCAUCAAGCGGAACUAGCAGCAGUCCACCGUCUCCCACGUCAACGGGUGGUCAUUCGUCGUCAGUCGAGACCCUGGCAUCGGCAAGAACUGUCAGUGUGGUCUUUGCGUUAGUGAUUGCGGUGACAGUCUCUGCACUGUUCUGAGGUACCAAGUUUGUUGCAUAUGGACAAUUAGCAUACGUACAUGUAAGAUCUGGUCAUAUUUUAGUG